Ostreococcus tauri is the source of this 3492-nucleotide messenger RNA. Its product is annotated as IQ motif, EF-hand binding site. Bases 1 to 3492 code for a protein of 1163 amino acids. The record is from RefSeq and is a predicted model, not a curated record. NCBI's taxonomy places the organism in Eukaryota, Viridiplantae, Chlorophyta, Mamiellophyceae, Mamiellales, Bathycoccaceae. Gene Ontology annotation, molecular function: protein binding. The transcript has a single exon.
AUGCCGAGCGCGCGAGAAUUAUUAGCGCUCGAGGAGGCGUACGAAUCGCUCGAUCCGGCGCGGAAACGCGCGGUGUCGAGGGUCCAAGCGCGCGUGCGCGGCUGGGCGCACAGAAACAAGGCGCGCGCGGUGGAGCGGCGAGAGGCGCGCGCGUUGGGCGGAUGCUGGGCGCGAUUCGCGCUGCGCCCGAGGACGACGAUGUUGGAGCAGUAUCGGGCGCACUUGGGCGGUCCGAUCGCGAGUGGGACCGGGGAUUUGUUCAUCACGAGCGAGGCGAUUUGUUUCUAUUGCGACGCGGCGGACGCGAGCGAGCGGGACGGAAUUUUAUUCUCGCCGAGUAAGAAAAAGGCGAGAGAGGGGACGAAACCGAUCUCGUUAAAGAUUUCAUAUCCCGAGAUCGCGGGCGUGAGCGCUCGGGAGUCGAGUUGGGAGCCUGGGGUGACGCUCUCGAUGAAAGAUGGGAGCUCGAUGUGGUUCGGGGGGUUUUACUUUCCGUCGAGCGUCCAAAAGUUGAUUGAAAACGAGUGGACGAAGCAGACGAAGACCAAGCUCGAGAGCGCGCGACAGAUUCGAACGGAGAUGAUCUUGGCGAUGGAAAAUAAGAGAAGCGCUCUGGCGAAGAGGGAGCAGAGUAAGAAUGACGAAGAGCUCAAUGCGCUUCGCGAGGAAAUGCGCGAGGACAAGGAAAAUCUGAGACGGGCCGAAGCGAAAGCACGCGACGCCGCGGUCGAGAUCGAGAUCCUGCGCGAGAACGAAGUGCGCAUGGAGAAGCAACGGAAGAAAUUGUUCGGGCAGAUUCGCGAUUUCGAGGUGGAGUGCGAAAACUUGCGUCACAAGACAAACUCGGCGAAUGUCGCGAGGCGCGCCGCAGAGACAAAGCUUCGCGAGCUCGAGACCAAGUUCGACGACAAGAUCGAUCAAUUGCUCGAGGACAAAAAUGGUACGAUUAACGAUCUCAGUGCCGAAGUGAGCCGAUACAAGGAGAUGUGGGAGCAAGAUAAGGCGCAGAUGCGUUUGGAUGUUGAAAAGGCGAGACGCUCUGCGAGCGAGCUUCGCGACCAACGCGACUCGUUGGUGAGAGAAAAGUCCAAGCUCACGAUCGAGCUCGGUGAGCUCGGUUCGGAGCUCACCAAAUUCUCCGAGUUGUCUUCCAACGAGUCUCGCCGCGUGUGCGAGCUCGAGUCCGAGCUCGAGCGCGUGCGCGCAGAGAGUAAAGAAUCGGCUGAGAAGCGCGCGGCUCUCAAGAGCAAGUACGACGAGGCAAUGCAGCGAUUGUCGUCGAUUGAAUCACGAGCGGCGAGCGCCGUCACCGAAGCCGAACUCAAAGUGAAGACGGACGAGAUCGAGCGACUUAACGCGCACUGUGAGGCACUUCGAGGUAGGCUCAACAAGAAGGUUGAUGAUCUCGCCGUUCUUCGAGCCAAGAACGAGGAGGCGAUGGAAGAGAUUUCCAAUCUCAAGGCGGCGCGAGAGGGCGACGCGGAGCGCGUCGCCGCCGCGAAGCCCGUCGAGGACACCGCUAAUAUACAGAAGAUCACCGCCGAACUCGAGGCAAAGGCGAACGAGGUGAAGAGUCUUCAGGCGCAAGUCGAGUCGCUCAGAUUGAAUUUCACAACUGCGAGCGCUGCGAACGCCAAGCUCGACGCGAAAUACGAAGAGGUCAAAAGCGCGCUCGCCGCGCACGCCGCCAAGGAGGCGAACGUCAAGAAUGCCACCACCGAUAUCGAGAUGCAGCUUCGAAGUGCGCUCGAGAACAAGGAGACGAAGAUCGAGGCGCUGCAGGCGGAGCUCGCCGCGUUGAACAACGCGCGCGAGACGUCGGCGACUAUAUCGGCCACGUUGAAGGUAAAGUACGAAGAGGCCAAGCGACAGAUCGAAGUUCUGCAAUCGGAGAAGGAAAAUAUCGCCAAGGUGAACGCAAACGAGUUAUCGAAGAGCGAAGUGUCGCUUCGCGAGCAGCUUCAAGCAGCUUCAGCCAAAUGCGAAGCACUCCAGGGUGAAGUCGACGCGCUUCGUGUGCAGCGCGAGAACGCAGCCGUUACCGAGGCUAAGCUCCAGUCCAAGCUCGAAGAGACCGCGUCUAACCUGAGUGAGCUGAAAUCUCAGCGAGAUGCUUCGUUGGAAACUUUCAUCAAGGAGCGCCAAGAGCUUGAGCGCGCGCUUGUCGAGGCCAAGGAGGCGAGCACCGCCGCAUUGACUGCGGCGCAAUCCGAGCGUGAUUCCCUGCGCGAAGCGAAGGAAACAUCUAACAUCUCGCUCGUCUCUCUCAAGGCUAAAUUGGAGGAAUCGAACAAGGCUCUCUGCGCGUCCAAGACCGAGCUCGAUCUCGCCAAGUCGGCUCGCGAGGAGGCGAUGAUGAAGAUGCACGAGGCGCAGCGAGGCGAAGAAGCUGCCAAGAUCAAGCUCGUUGAGGUUGAGAAAAACCUCGUACAGCGCGAGACAGAAUCGAAGUCGCUCAAGUCGGAGAUCGAUGCCUUCACCACCGCGGCAAAGGCGGCGGAGGCCCGUGAACGCGAGGCACGUGAUGAGCUUCAAGAGUUGCGACGACAAAACGAUCUUCUGCUCAAGGAGCACGGUACCCUGUCGGGUCGAUCGAAGGAACUCGAAGAGAAGGCGAACCAGCUCACCGAGGUGGAGAAAGAAAUGUCCGCACUCAAGGCUGAGAUUACGACCACGGCGUUGCAGCAAGAAAAGUGGAAGCAAGACGUCGAGUACGCAAAGGCUGAAAUCGAGCGCUCGCGAUCCAAGGAGGAGGCGCACAACGAAAAGUACAUGGACAUGUUGAAGCACAUGAGCGAAGCAGAACGAGAGGCGGCGUCCGCGCGCGCCGCGGAGUCGGUCGCCCGUGAUUACGCCGCGAAGAGCAGUGAGUCGGCGAAAGAAACGGCGGAGCGAGAGGUUCGUAUGCGCGACGAGUUGGCAACCAUGCGCGUGGCGUACGAAGUGCUCUCCACAGAUUUCCGUUCCAAGACGGAGGAGUUCUCGCGCGAAGUCAGUCGUCUCGAACGAGAGGUGAGCGAUGCUCAAAAUAACGUCAAGGUGCUCGAGGUCAAGCUUGAUGAGGCGCGAGAGAAGAUUAGCAACCUCGAGCAGCUCAACAUUGAGGCGUCAAAUAAACUCGACAAGCGUCGUGAGACCAACUUGCGACAAAAAGAAGAGACGAAAAAACUGUACGAGGCGUAUCAAGCCGCCAUGGCCCAGUGCGAAGAGACGCAGCGAUUGCUCGAGCGUGAGCAGAUGGAAACGCGCGAUAUGCACAUGCAAAAGGCCCUCGAGAAGCAACGCUCCAGCUCCGCGCUCCUAGGCUCCAGACCUGCGUUCACUCGACAGCCCUUCGGCGACGCCAAUCGCGGUGGGUCUCCGAUUAACAACGGCCCCCGAGCGCUUCCGGGCGUGCGAUCUAUCGAUGAGAUGCUGCCUUCGUUGGCGAAGCGCGAGGCAAACGCGUACAAGGCCAUUGCGCCGCCUCCGAUGGGCAGCCCGCCCCAGUGA